AUGCCAUCACCACCGAAAUUCGUCUCAAUUAUCAAACCAUCAACAUUCCGAACAUUACAAAAAGCUACAGCCACCACCACCACCACCACUACUACUACUGCCAAAUCCAGGACAAUCCCCAUUGACGCCACUUGGUUUAUGCCCAAUAACCCCCGCAAUGCUCAUGCCGAAUUCCAACAAGAUCCAAACAUGCGUUCAUGGGGGGCCAAAUUUUUCGAUGUUGAUAAAUGGUGCAAGGACUCACCUUACCCGCACAUGUUACCAACGCAACUGAUUAUGAAUGAUGCUUUCCAAGAAUUGGGAAUUCACGAACUGGAUAAUUUGGUGGUGUUUGAUCGUGUAGGUAAUUUCUCUAGUCCUCGGGUUGCAUUCACUUUGAAAUUGGCCGGGCAUGGUAAAGUUUAUUUGUUGGAUAAUUAUCCAAACUAUUUGAAAUUUGAUUUCCCAAAGGAGGAGAUAAACGCAGAUGCAGAUGCAAAGUUAAAGGUGGAAGCACUGGGGGAGGAAUCCAAUGUGGCCACUGGUAGAGAUGCUAGCUCUGUUGAAUUUGUAGGUGGAGAAGUCAAUGAAGUCCACCUGCCCCAUCUGUAUGAAGAAAUCUACGAUCGGGAAGUGAUUGAAUACGAAGAAUUGAUAAGUAUUCUCGAAAACAAUGAUAUAAAAAACUACUUGAUCCUAGACGCUAGAUCUCACGAUCGGUUCACUGGCGAAGCACCAGAACCACGCCCCGGUUUAAGUUCAGGACACAUCCCCACUUCCAAGAACUUGCCAUUUACAAAAUUGCUCAAUGCAGAAACCGAUAAUGAGUUCAAGACAAGGUCUCAAAUUGAAUCAAUUUUGACUCAGGAUUUGAACAUUGAUUUGAGUAAACUAGGACACGAUGACGGCUAUUACCCAAAGGGAAUUAUCGUCAUGUGUGGAACUGGUGUUACUGCAUGUAUAUUGAAAUUAGCUUUGGAAAAUAUUGUUAAAGUUGGUGUACUUGUCAAGUUGUACGAUGGAUCAUGGACUGAAUGGGCAAUGAGGGCGCCUGAUAAGUAUAUAGUCAAAGAUGUGUAA
Lodderomyces parapsilosis is the source of this 1059-nucleotide messenger RNA. Its product is annotated as thiosulfate sulfurtransferase. The transcript has a single exon. Gene Ontology annotation, molecular function: thiosulfate-cyanide sulfurtransferase activity. The record is from RefSeq and is a predicted model, not a curated record. Bases 1 to 1059 code for a protein of 352 amino acids. Gene Ontology annotation, cellular component: mitochondrion. Gene Ontology annotation, biological process: transsulfuration. Lineage: Eukaryota; Fungi; Ascomycota; Pichiomycetes; Serinales; Debaryomycetaceae.